UCAACUGCUGAUGCAGUUCUGAUUCUUAGUCGACGAAAGAGAAAGCUUUUCCGUGGUGGGUGACGAGUCAUUGGUGAUGAUGGAACGUUCCAGUAAAAGUGAUAGUCAUUUUGAGGAAUUAGCAAUCGGCCAUCGGAAGCCGGAGAGUAUCCAACGGUGGACUGUUUGUUUGUCAGUAAUGGCCUUGGCAUUGACAGGUCUCGGUUAUGACCCGUUUUUGAGGGGCAUCGAACAACAGGCAGCUGCCGAAGCAGAUGCGGAGGCGGAAGUCGAGGGGUUUUAUGCUGGGAUCGAAGAAGAAGCGGAAGAAGAAGAGGACAUUGAAAUAAAAUUUCAGCCAAACUUGUACCUGGCACGAAUUUUCGCUCCAAGUUUAAUGGGAUGUUUAUUGUCUGGAUCUAGGAUUUCCCUUCGCCUAGUGUGCCAAAUUUGUGCCCUUGGGCAUGUGGCUGUCAUUUCCUGCUAUUUUUUACUGGCGGCUAUAGAUGAAAUCGAUGGCGGUUUAGCGAUUUGCGGAUUUGCUGCUGAGUUUUUCUGGGCAAGUAAAAUGCUUCUUUAUUACUAUCAAGUAACGAUCUACAGCUCUGAUGGUGAACGGUUCUCCAACAUUAUCUACGGUGUCAUAGCGCAGUGCACCGGCUCGGCAGUGCUUCCGUUGAUAUUAAAUGAAUUGGAGGAGUAUUGGGAAAAUACGCAGUACUUCAUAAACCUGAUUGUUACACUAAUCCAAAUGUUGCUAUUACUGCCUUCUAAACUCUACGAAAACACUCUACAGGAGAAUUCUGUCAACACCAUCGAAACGUAUAAGUUUCCUCGACUUGUCACACUGACAGCCAGCGGAGUUAUAAUUCUGAUGGUAAUCAGCAACGUCACUCUUCAAUGGUUUCUGAACAACAACGAAACCCUGCUGCGGCCAUUUCUCGCAUUUUUAGCGGGUGACGACUCUAUGGAAGCUUUUUGGAAUGUCACCUACAAUGGGAUAGCGUUCACACUGCUAGGAUUCUACUGCACAUUUUUGAGCGCAAAUCAGGUGAUGAUUGCUGCUCUCGUGACGACCUUCACAGCCGGGGUAGGCUAUCUGUACUUCGAAGAGAAAAUCGCCGCUCGAUUGGCACUACCAAUGACAGCAUUUACGUUCGGAACGGCACUGAGUAUCCUGGUGGAUUUGUGGCUACCGAACCACCGACUAGCCGCACGGCUGGGGGUAAUUUUUACCGGCGUGAAUUUGGCCAGCUAUGCGUAUUUCGGACUGCUCACCUUGCUGUGGAGUUCACCGGACAUCACUAUCAUAGUCGUUUGGGCUGCCAAUGGAUUCUUUUGUCUGGGAUUGUUGGUUCUCUGCAGGGAGCUUACACUUCGGAUGGAUUCAGCAGCAUCAACAGCAGCACCGGAAUCAGCAGUACGCAGUGCGAGUGGUGGUAGUUUUCAAACUGUGAUAACCACGAUUGCUUGAAAUUGAGUUUUUGUUUGGUAUAGCUAAAGUUGAAAAAGAUCGUUUAUAUGCUUGUUGGUGUUGCGCUUGAUUGCACUUGAUGUUAAUUCUAUGGGUAAUAAAAGAGCUUUUUUGUAACGUUGAAAGUCCAGCAAAUCUCUACUAAAGUUCUCUCUAACAGUUCUACUGAAUUCAAGCUGUCUUCAUCAAUGUGGUCGUUUCUGUAUGCUUGAUCGUAAAAGUAUGUCAUCUUGAACGUGCUUUAGUAUUUUUUAUUCAAACUCGAAAUAUGUUUAGGACAAGUAAUUUAUGUAUCAUUUAAUUUUUUUGGGUGAUUAAAUCUUUUACGCAUUGCGAAGAAUAUUUAACAUCAAAUCGAUAUUCCUGUUACGGUUAACAAAAUAUAAUUUUUAGGAAGUGAUAUCCGAACAAAUCGGGAAAAUUCAUCUGGGCUUUACUAGGUGGUCAAUUCUGCCUAGUCGCUUAUAAAAACUAGUAAAAACUAGUCGUUCAAAAACUUAACUUUUAAGAAAAAAAUUGUCAUACAUUUUUUCA
Molecule: messenger RNA, 1987 nt
Organism: Wyeomyia smithii (pitcher-plant mosquito)
Lineage: Eukaryota; Metazoa; Arthropoda; Insecta; Diptera; Culicidae
Exons: 2
Coding region: 77-1453 (458 amino acids)
Source: RefSeq, a predicted model, not a curated record